AUGGCGAGAUAUCUGGAUUCUCGCCGACGACAUUCUGACAUCAGUAGCCUGGAAGACGAACUACGUUCUUGCUGUACCCAAACCCAAUGGCUUCAGUAUAAUGAUGAAAUUGAAUCUGAUCUCUCUAAACACAGGUCUCUCCUCACUGAACGCAGGAACAAGAAAAUAUGCAACCUCACAAAGAAGCGACAACGGUCAAACAGAUUUAGACGACAUACCAACAACAGUGAUGUAUCCCCCCAUUUGGUUGUUAAUCUCUCAUCCUCCCCUCUCUCCCAAGCAGAAACCUCUCUUCUCUCUAAAGGUCUCAAGUUUUGCCCCACGCCACCAGAAGUUGAACAGAUAGCUCUCAGCCAAGACCUCUCUACAUUCUAUCGCAGGAUACGUCUCAAAGAGUUCUGUUUAGAUGCACCCCCUUCUGAUCCCGAGCCCUUCUAUAAGAAAAGCACAUGGAUUCCACCUAAGAAUAGAGUUCCUUCCCUUGAAACUUACAUCCAAGCUGUCUCAUCCCAAGUUCGCUCCACAGAUACCCUCGACACCAGAGCACAUGACAACCUUCCUCGAGAAGAACGCCAGGCUCUCUCAUCACUCAAAAACAGGUCCGACAUCAUCAUCAAGCCUGCAGACAAAGGAUCAGCCGUCGUUGUUAUGGACCGCAAUACAGAAUCAGACAACGGAAAUGGAAAGUAUGAUAAAAUAGCUCGAGAUAUUACUGAACAGGUUAUAAAAGUGGAAUCAUCUGUACCUAAUACAACCUACAGUAUCUGGGACUUCGGAGGACAGGAAAUCUACUACGUCACCCAUCCACUAUUUCUUUCCUGGCGAGCUCUUUACAUUCUUGUGAUUCCAUUACACCUCAAACUCAGUGACGAAGCACCAAGGACGGAAGAUCUUACUGAAUUGAUUGGGUCUACUGUGAGAACGCACCGAACAAUCCUGGAGUUGAUACAUUUUUGGUUGAUGUCAGUGUACACCCACGCAGUACCUAGUAAUCCAAAUUCGGGAGGCAACCCAAAGGUUUUGCUGAUAGGGACGUUUGCAGUUGAAAGAGACACGCGAUUUAAUAAGGAUGAGGUGAAAUUAAACGAAAAUUAUCUGAAGGAAUUGAUACUAUCCCAACCUUACAGGGAGCAGGUCUUGUUGAAAAUCUUCGAGUUUGACAAUCAUCAUGCCCAAAUGAAGGAAAUUAAAGAGGUUCAAGAUCGCAUUGAUGCAUCUAUCAAGGAGGCGCCUUACAUGACAGACACAUUUCCAGUAAAGUGGAAUACAUUUUUAUGUGAAAUAGAAGGCAAUGGUAAAGAUACUUGGACUGUGAAAGAGGCACUGUUAACAAUGCAGAAAUCAUGGGGAAUCAAGGAUAAGGAUGAAUUGCAGAAAAUGCUGAAGUGGUGUCACGAUACAGGCCACAUCAUAUAUCACCAAGGGUGUGACCUUAUCGUAUUAAAGCCACAGUUCCUGAACAGCAUCGUCAGUAAUAUCAUAACGGUCGUCGACAGCGAGAAAAUGCGAGGCAAACUCAGCGAACAUUACAAAGAACUAUGUAAGAAAGGGAUACUACAUAUAGACAUAAUUAAAGAUGUUUGGAAUGAACAUAAAGGAGAAGAUGCCCAACUUGAAGACAUUAUCAACAUGAUGAUCAAGUUUGAUCUCAUCUGUGAAAUUCCAGAUACAAAAGACGGGGAAGUGGGUUUCCUGUUGGGAGAAAUCCGAAGUGAAGUUGAUGGUCCUGUGGAAAGAAUUGAUGUGGUCAAUGGAUGUAUGGAGGCUAUCUUCCUCCUGGUCCAGAUGGAGAAAAUGUCGUCUAUGUAA
Lytechinus pictus (painted urchin) is the source of this 1809-nucleotide messenger RNA. RefSeq lists its product as uncharacterized. Lineage: Eukaryota; Metazoa; Echinodermata; Echinoidea; Temnopleuroida; Toxopneustidae. The transcript has 10 exons. The record is from RefSeq and is a predicted model, not a curated record. The coding region runs from base 1 to 1809 and encodes 602 amino acids.